Gossypium raimondii (Peruvian cotton) is the source of this 1357-nucleotide messenger RNA. RefSeq names its product galactinol synthase 2. The transcript has 3 exons. Gene Ontology annotation, molecular function: glycosyltransferase activity. The coding region runs from base 196 to 1224 and encodes 342 amino acids. The record is from RefSeq and is a predicted model, not a curated record. NCBI's taxonomy places the organism in Eukaryota, Viridiplantae, Streptophyta, Magnoliopsida, Malvales, Malvaceae.
CCCAAGAACCUCACUCAAGGCAAUCAAAGUUUCUCUUGCAAUAUACAUACAAACACUUCUCUCUCAAAGUUUACAAGACAGUCAUCAUUUUCCUUCCAACCAAACACUCUUCAACACCUUAAACAUUGUCAUACCCCAUUUGAUCCUAUCAAAACAUAACAUCUUUUUCUCUCACCUUUGUUCCAAAUUUCAAACAUGGCACCUAAUAUUACCAGCAGCAGAGCUGCCACUGUCACCUCCAGGGUCCGGGCUCUGACCAAGGCUCCCACCCCUCCCGAAAGGGCUUACGCUACGUUCUUGGCAGGUAACGGUGACUACGUCAAGGGUGUAGUGGGGCUAGCCAAGGGUCUAAGGAAAGUCAAGAGCAAGUACCCACUCGUGGUGGCGGUCUUGCCGGACGUGCCAGAGGAUCACAGAAAGAUUCUGGUGGCUCAAGGGUGCAUAGUCAAGGAGAUCGAACCCGUCCUCCCACCUGAGAACCAGACCCAGUUUGCCAUGGCCUACUACGUCAUCAACUAUUCCAAGCUACGUAUAUGGAAGUUUGUGGAGUAUUCCAAGAUGAUAUACUUGGAUGGAGACAUUCAAGUGUUUGACAACAUAGAUCACUUGUUUGACAUGGAAGAUGGUUACUUUUAUGCUGUGAUGGAUUGUUUCUGUGAGAAAACAUGGAGCCACACCCCACAGUACAAGAUAGGUUACUGCCAGCAGUGUCGUAACAAGGUGGAGUGGCCUGCUCACUUGGGUCCUAAACCCCCUCUUUACUUCAACGCUGGAAUGUUUGUAUAUGAACCCAACCUUUCUACUUAUUAUCAACUCUUGGCCACUCUCAAAGUUACCCCUCCUACACCUUUUGCUGAACAGGAUUAUCUGAACAAGUUCUUUAGGGACAUAUACAGGCCCAUCCCACCAAUUUACAACCUGGUGAUGGCCAUGCUAUGGCGUCACCCGGAAAACGUUGAUGCAGAAAAAGCCAAGGUGGUUCACUACUGUGCAGCUGGGUCCAAGCCAUGGAGAUUUACUGGGAAAGAAGAGAACAUGGAUAGGGAAGAUAUUAAGAAGCUGGUGACCAAAUGGUGGGACAUUUACAAUGAUGCGUCGCUCGACUACAAUCUUGGUGAAGCAGAAGAAGCAGAGGAGGAUGAACAAAGAGGGAUUGAACAAUUUUUGGCAGCACUGUCGGAAGCUGGCGUUGUUCACUAUAUCAGCGCCCCAUCCGCUGCAUGAAGUUUGUGGCCAACGGUGGCGAUAUAUAUGAUCAUGUAUAAAUAUAUCUUAAAGUUUAAAACAAGAGUCUAGCAUUGUAAAUGUGUUUUAUGUAAGGGUUUUUUUUUUUCGGCUUACUAGUUGCUUUCUUCUG